UGGGAUGGGGGUAUAAAAGGCCCAGGAGGGAAGGAGAUUGUCAGACUCAGUGGCUUGGCCUUUCCAGCUGCUCUCAACCUUCUGUGCAACCUCAGCCUAACACCAUGACUUCCUGCUACAUCAGCUCAUCCCAGUGUCCGGGCAGCACCAGGUUGCCUGCCCCAACAAGUGUCUAUGGCCCCUCCAUGGACCUUGUGACCCAGCCUGGGGCAGAGGCCAGGGCUGCCUCCCUGUGCCUGUCAGCCACCGUGGCACAUGCCAACCGACCACGUGUGGGGGCAACCCCUCUGGGCAAACCCAGCCUGUGUAUGCCCUUCAGCUGCCGCACUGCUUGCCCCUUGCCAGGGACCUGCAACAUUCCUGGCAACAUUGGAGUCUGUGAGAACUAUGCGGAAGGCGCCCCGAAUGGCCACGAGAAGGUAACCAUGCAGUUCUUGAAUGACCGUCUGGCCAACUACCUGGAGAAGGUGCGCCAGCUGGAGCGGGACAAUGAGGAGCUGGAGACCAAGAUCCGAGAGUCGAGCAAAUGCCAUGAGUCUACCAUGUGUCCAGACUACCAGUCCUAUUUCCAGACUAUUGAGGAGCUCCAGCAGAAGAUCCUGUGCAGCAAGGCUGAGAAUACCAGGCUGAUUAUCCAAGUUGACAAUGCCAAGCUGGCAGCUGAUGACUUCAGAAUCAAGCAUGAGAGUGAGCUCUCCCUACGCCAAAUGGUGGAGGCAGACAUGUGUGGGAUGCACAAGCUCAUGGAUGACCUGAGCCUGGCCAAAGCUGACCUGGAGGCCCAGCAGGAGUCCCUGAAGGAAGAGCUCCUCUGCCUCAAGAAGAACCACGAACAGGAAGUGAGCAUUCUGAGGAGCCAGCUUGGGGACAAGCUCCAGAUUAAGCUGGACGUGGAGCCCACUGUGGACAUGAGCAGGGUGCUUCAGGAGAUGCGGUGCCACUAUGAGGCCAUGGUGCAGACCAACCACAAUGAUCUGGAAGAGUGGUUCCAAGAUCAGUCUGAAAGCAUCAGCAAGCAGGACAUGUCGUGCUCCGAGGAGCUGCGGUGCUGCCAGUCAGAGAUCCUGGAGCUGAGACGCACGGUGAACGCCCUGGAGGUGGAGCUUCAGGCCCAGCACAGCCUGAAAGACUGUCUGCAGAACUCCCUGUGUGAAGCUGACGCCCGCUUUGGCACCGAGCUGGCCCAGAUGCAGGUGCUGAUCAGUAACGUGGAGGAGCAGCUGUCUGAGAUCCGGGGUGACCUGGAGCGGCAGAAUCAGGAGUACCAGGUGCUGCUGGACGUCAAGGCCCGGCUGGAGUGCGAGAUUGCCACGUAUCGGAAACUUCUGGAGAGCGAGGAUUGCAAACUCCCUUGCAAUCCAUGCUCCACCUCUGCCUCCUGUGUGACUACCCCCUGCGCACCUCGUCCAAGCUGCACACCCUGCAACACUUGUGUGCCUGGGCCAGCCUGUGGAACCAGCACUGGGAGCCGGUUCUGA
Molecule: messenger RNA, 1478 nt
Organism: Mustela erminea (ermine)
Lineage: Eukaryota; Metazoa; Chordata; Mammalia; Carnivora; Mustelidae
Product: keratin, type I cuticular Ha8-like
Exons: 7
Coding region: 105-1478 (457 amino acids)
Molecular function (GO): structural molecule activity
Source: RefSeq, a predicted model, not a curated record